AUAUAAAUCACUCAACCCCUACUCUUUUGUUCUCUUCUUUUUCCUUGUAUCUCUAACUUAAAUUAAAUUUCCCACCGGACUAAUGCAGCUGGUGGUUUCACCGCCGUCCGUUGACUGGCCGGCCACCGCUGUUAAGCGGUCUUCCUACUUAGCCAACCGCCGUAGCACUGCUGAUAACAAGGUCCGAGGUCUAAUUGGUACCUGCAGUUGGCUGAGUGGAGGAGAGAAAUCGCUGAGCUUGUUUGGUUUUGAGCAGAGAGAAAGCUGGAGGAGUAGGAGUAGGAGGAGAGUGAUGACUCCAGUGGCAUCUUUGGGAGGUUUAUUGGGAGGUAUUUUUAAGUCUUCAGAUUCUGGCGAGUCUACAAGGCAGACGUAUGCCGCAACAGUAUCGCUUAUCAAUGGAAUGGAAUCAAUGAUGUCUUCUUUAUCCGACUCUCAAUUAAGGGAGAAGACAGCUUCUCUGCAAGAAAGGGCUCGCCGUGGAGAUUCCUUGGACUCCCUUUUACCGGAAGCAUUUGCUGUUGUCAGAGAGGCUUCAAAAAGAGUUCUGGGCCUUCGUCCUUUUGAUGUGCAACUUAUAGGUGGAAUGGUUCUCCAUAAGGGAGAAAUAGCUGAAAUGAGGACUGGUGAAGGAAAGACUCUUGUUGCCAUUUUACCUGCUUACUUGAAUGCGUUGACCGGAAAAGGAGUUCAUGUGGUAACAGUCAAUGACUACUUGGCACGCCGAGAUUGUGAAUGGGUUGGUCAAGUUCCCCGUUUUCUAGGGCUAAAAGUUGGGCUCAUCCAACAGAACAUGACUAGUGAACAAAGGAGGGAGAAUUACUUGUGUGACAUCACUUACGUGACUAAUAGCGAGCUGGGUUUUGAUUACCUGAGAGAUAAUCUUGCCACGAGUGUGGAUGAGCUUGUCGUGAGAAAUUUCAAUUACUGUGUGAUUGACGAGGUUGACUCUAUUCUGAUUGAUGAAGCCAGGACUCCCCUAAUCAUAUCUGGACCUGCUGAAAAACCUAGUGAUCAGUAUUAUAAAGCUGCUAAGGUAGCAGCUGCCUUUGAGCGCGAUAUUCAUUAUACGGUUGACGAGAAGCAAAAAAAUGUCUUACUGACAGAGCAGGGCUAUGCAGAUGCUGAAGAAAUUCUGGAUGUGAAAGACUUGUAUGAUCCGAGGCAACAAUGGGCAUCAUAUAUUUUGAAUGCAAUAAAAGCCAAAGAACUUUUUCUUAAAGAUGUGAAUUAUAUCAUUCGCGGGAAGGAGAUUCUUAUAGUAGAUGAGUUCACUGGCCGAGUCAUGCAGGGGAGACGUUGGAGUGAUGGACUUCACCAAGCAGUGGAAGCGAAGGAAGGCCUGCCCAUUCAAAAUGAAACUGUAACGUUAGCGUCAAUUAGCUACCAGAACUUCUUUCUCCAGUUCCCAAAGCUUUGUGGCAUGACUGGCACUGCCGCAACAGAAAGUGCAGAAUUUGAGAGCAUUUACAAACUCAAAGUAACUAUGGUGCCUACGAACAAGCCAAUGAUAAGAAAGGAUGAUUCCGAUGUAGUCUUUCGCGCAACUUCUGGCAAAUGGAGAGCAGUUGUUGUAGAAAUUUCUAGAAUGCAUAAAAUAGGUCGACCUGUACUGGUUGGUACAACCAGUGUUGAGCAGAGUGAUGCACUGUCAGAGCAGUUGCGUGAAGCUGGGAUCCCCCAUGAGGUUCUGAAUGCUAAACCAGAAAAUGUGGAAAGAGAAGCUGAGAUUGUGACACAGAGUGGGCGUCUUGGUGCAGUUACAAUUGCAACUAACAUGGCAGGUCGCGGGACAGAUAUAAUUCUUGGUGGUAAUGCAGAAUUCAUGGCAAGACUGAAGUUGAGAGAAAUAUUAAUGCCAAGAGUUGUCAGACCAGCUGAAGGAGUUUUUGUCUCUGUAAAGAAACCUCCUCCAAAGAGGACAUGGAAGGUUAGUGAAAGUCUAUUUCCAUGCACACUAUCCAAAGAAAAGACCAAGCUGGCUGAGGAAGCUGUAGACGUUGCUGUCAAAAUGUGGGGUCCGAAAUCGUUAACGGAACUAGAAGCAGAGGAACGAUUGUCUUAUUCUUGUGAAAAGGGUCCUGUUCAAGAUGAAGUAAUUGCAAAGCUACGCAGUGCUUUUCUAGAAAUUGUUGGAGAAUAUAAAGUCUACACUGAAGAAGAGAAAAAGGAGGUUAUUUCGGCUGGUGGGCUCCAUGUGAUCGGGACUGAACGACAUGAGUCGCGGCGAAUCGACAAUCAGCUGCGUGGUCGAAGUGGUAGACAAGGAGAUCCCGGAAGUUCCCGCUUCUUCCUUAGUCUUGAAGACAACAUAUUCCGUAUAUUUGGCGGAGAUCGGAUUCAGGGGAUGAUGAGAGCAUUUAGAGUGGAGGACUUACCAAUUGAAUCAAAGAUGUUGACAAAAGCACUCGAUGAAGCUCAACGGAAAGUAGAAAAUUACUUUUUUGACAUCAGGAAGCAAUUAUUUGAAUACGAUGAGGUAUUGAAUAGCCAAAGAGACCGGAUAUAUACCGAGAGAAGAAGGGCCCUAGAAGCGGAUGACCUCCAAGCUCUCCUUAUUGAAUAUGCUGAAUUAACAAUGAAUGACAUCUUGCAGGCAAAUGUUGGUUCUGAUGCUCCAAAAGAAAGUUGGGAUCUCGAGAAGCUUAUUUCAAAGCUGCAACAGUAUUGCUAUCUGCUGAAUGAUUUGACACCUGAUUUGUUGGCGGCUAAUUGUUCAACUUAUGAGGAAUUGCAGCAGUAUCUUCAGCUACGUGGACGUGAAGCAUAUCUCCAGAAGAGGGAUAUUGUGGAGAAAGAAGCUCCAGGUUUGAUGAAAGAAGCAGAGAAGUUUCUAAUAUUGAACAACAUUGAUCGUCUGUGGAAAGAACACUUGCAAGCACUCAAGUUUGUUCAGCAGGCUGUGGGGUUACGAGGCUAUGCACAAAGGGAUCCACUAAUUGAAUACAAACUUGAAGGGUACAACCUUUUCAUUGAGAUGAUGGCACAGAUCAGGAGGAAUGUCAUAUAUGCUGUUUAUCAGUUUAAACCAGUCAUGGUGAAGCCGCAAGACCAGAAAAAGAGUGGCAAGGUGGACAAACUCAACACAAAUGGGAGGGGAGGUAAUGGUGCUACCAAUCCGUCUCCAUCAGCUGUUAGCUCACAGUCUAGCACAUAAGACAAUUGUUCUGGAACCAACAGUUUUGGGGAGAGCAGAAGCGAUGCGCGGUACGUUCUUUCACAAACACAUAAUUCUGAAGUGCAGAGCAACCCAGAUUUCACUUGCAAGUGAAAUAAAGUGACCACAGGAUACAUUGUGAAUCAAGCAGCCUAAUCUCAGCUAAGAUUUAAGAUACAAAAUUCAGUAAGCCUCUGCAAAAUGGUAUAGUUCGGCAUGAAAACCAAGUUGUCUUCCUUGAUGUACAUGUCAUUGUAAAGAUUGGUAAAAGCUUCUUGAAACUACAUAUUACUUCACUUUCACAAGGUUUGUAAUCAAAAACUAGAUGCACCUCCACAAUACACUAUUGAUCAAUGUCUCUGUAUGAAGCCUCAGUUGCAAUAUGUGUCAUUCAUACUUA
Solanum dulcamara is the source of this 3557-nucleotide messenger RNA. Its product is annotated as protein translocase subunit SecA, chloroplastic. Lineage: Eukaryota; Viridiplantae; Streptophyta; Magnoliopsida; Solanales; Solanaceae. Gene Ontology annotation, biological process: protein import; protein targeting. The record is from RefSeq and is a predicted model, not a curated record. Gene Ontology annotation, cellular component: membrane. Bases 83 to 3157 code for a protein of 1024 amino acids. Gene Ontology annotation, molecular function: ATP binding; ABC-type protein transporter activity. The transcript has 20 exons.